AAACACACUUCGCGGCCAUGUUGAAAUUGCACUGACAGUUACUCCUUAGGAAAAUCUCUGAACUCACAAAACAUUGCGAAAAACUUGUUUAAGGAGUUUUAAAGAAACACAGUUUGAGUCAGACUGGCCUCCCCUUAAGUGUUUCCAUCAUUCCCAUGAAAUUCCUUGAUCCAGGAAAUGGAUCAGGAUGAAAGGCAGAGAAAAUUAGAGGCCGGACGAGCAAAGCUUGCUCACUUUAGACAGCAACGGGCAAAAAGCGAAAGUUCGAGCUCGCAGAAAAAGACGCAGAAGAGGAAGGGCCAGACUGUCCAAACGGAUGAACAGUCUGUGCAAGAGCGCCACCUAGAGGAACCACAGACAGACGAUUGUCACGGAGAGAUCAACAAGGAACCCUCAGAGGCAUCACUCAGACCUGAUGGCACAGACAGCACAGUGGAUGAUGAAACCAAUUCCCAGGAACCAAUGUCCUCUUCUGGGUCUCUGGGAGAGUCAGAGCUGCCUGAUCAGGCAGAGGACGAACUUGCAGAAAUGAUUAUAGUUGCACAUACUGAUAAAGAACAACUGAAGCAAUUACAGGCUGCAAUAGAGAAACGCAAUGAGAUCAUUUCGCAGCUUAGUAAGAACCUGCAGGUGGCGCUACAGAGCAGAGAACAGGUGCAGCUGGAGGCACAGCAGCUCACUGGUCAGAUUCAAGCACUACAACAUCAACUACAGCAGGCUAAAGAACACCUACGUAGCAAAAGUCAAGGGUCUGUAGAUCUGACCCAGGCUGUUCAGAAUCAGCUGCAUGUACAAUUGGGGGAGUCGCAACAGAUGACCAAGGAACAACAGUGUCUCUUGGCCCAAAAAGAAACCGAGAUCACAGACCUGGAACAGAAAUUGUGUGCCAUGGAAAAAUCCCUCUCUAAGCUUCAACAUGCCUUUACCCAGAGAAGUGCUGAUCAUGAAGAUCUAAGACUUGCCGAACAUGGUGGUUUAGAUUUAUCUGCUAUGUGCCCCCUGUUCCUGGAUAACGAUCCUGACUCAAACUCUGAAGCUUUAAUGCAAAGUCUUAGAGCUGAGUUAGAGGAAGAACAUAAGAACAGCCAGCGAGCUCAAGAACAAGUUGAAGCAUUUCAGAAGAGGGUACAGAGUCUGGAGAAUGAGAAGACCCUGAUGGAAACCGUUAUUGAAAAACAAUCCCAGGAAGCCCAGAAAUAUAAAGCAGAGAAAGAUGAACUGAACCAAGAAAUGACUAGACUAGAUAACCUUGUGAAGGAGCUUCAAAAUCAUCUUCAUGAAGAGGAGGAGACAGGACAACAUGUGCGUUCCAAAUAUGAAGCCGAUAUUUCCAAUUAUGAUCUUAGACUUCAGACUCUGGAGGAGGAAAGGGAAUUGAAUGUAGCCCAGCUAACUGAAGCUCACGAGGCUGCCCUUAGUCGCCUGCAGAAGGAGCACUCUGACGAGAUCCGUUGCAUCCAGGAGCUGCUAAACCAGGCCCAAAGUCAACAUACUAAUUCUCAUCAUAAUGUUUCCAAAGACUUUGGUGCAGAUGUACCCUGGAACAAAGUCUCUAAAGAGCACUAUAAUGAAGAGACCGCCACUGAGAAUGCUGUCGGAGACAACUACAGUUUUGACAUCUCUGCAGGGGGUUUCCAGGAUGUUCUUAUGGAGCGUUACUUGACCUCCGAAGACCCUCAAGAAAGCUCAUUAAUUGAAGGUAGUUUGGAGGAAUGUAGCCUGAUGGAAACCUCUGAGACGUCUAGGUUUGAGCUAGACACUGAGGUUAUAUUUCAUGCUUCAGAUGUCCGUAACAGUGUCACAUCUGAUGGUGAUAAGUCUGAGCCAAGACUGUCUGUUGUUCAUGGCAUUGAAGUGAACCAACCUGAUGAAAUGUCCUUCACUGAUGCCCAGUGGGAUAAAUCAACCUCGGUCAUUGAAGAGCUGAAUGAGAGCUCGGGCACUAUGGACUUGGCUAAAGAGCUUCUGAUCCAGCAGUGCAAAGACCUGUCAGAGCAGUUAGAAGAGCGGGAACGACAGCUUGAAGUUCUUCAAGAGGAGGUUCGUCACUCGGCUGAAGAGGUCGAGGAGGCAAGGGAUCGUUGGAGCAAAGCUUCGGAGGAGCUUGAGGAAGCUAAGUGGGACUUGGAGAUGGAACGUGAGAAAAGAAUUCAGUAUGAGGAAGUUAUAAGCCAAAAAAUGCAUGAAGAAGACAAUUUCAAGAACAUACUGAGUCACUUGCAGAUCCAGAAACACAUGCAGCUUCAGGACGAUGAAAGAUUAAUGCCUGACAACACUGAUUCCAAUAAAACCUCAAUCUUUUUGUCUAUAGAGGAGAUGUUAACGGAACUAAAGGAGGAAAAUGCCCAAUUGGUGAUAAAGCUCAAAUGUCAGGAGCAGCUAGUGAAGGAUGUCCAUCAACCGAAAGCAACUCAUGACUCUAUAAAUGGUGAGCUUUCCUCUUUGCAAGCUCAGAGAGAUGAAUUUCUACUUCAGCUGGAGCAACAAAAGGAAAAACACCAAGCUACUUCAGUGCUGCUUGGCCAAAGGACCUUGCAGGUGGACCAAACCAAUAGUGAGCUUCAACAGCUCAAAGCUGAAGUAGAGGAGAAGGUUAGACAGUUGCAGAACUUGGAGAAAGAGAAGACCGACCUUGAGUCUAAACUAAUGUGCCUUAAAGAGAACCUCACCAACAUGGAAGAGGACAAAGCAGCCCUUGAAAGACGUCUCCAUGCUUUUGAGGACCAAUCUAAAAACAUGGAGAAGGUUCUUGAAUCAGAACUGAAGAACUUUGAGCACCAAAUUGAAUCAAAGGAUGCAGAGCUCAAGGAAUUCAAGGAAGCACAAGAGAAGGCAGAAGUGGAAUACAUGGAGAAGGAAAGUGCUUUAAUGAAAGAACUCCUCAUUGUCAAACAGGAUCUGGAAGAAAGACAGAAGCAACAUGAGGAGGAGAAGAAAAUUCUGGAAGAGAAACACCAGAAAGAGGUUAAAUACUUGAAUGUACGUUUUGAGCGUGAACUUUCUGAGCUGUCUGCUCGUCUGGAAGAUGAGCAGAAGAGACAGAUCAGCAUGAUUAAACAGGUCUAUGAACGAGAACACGAGAGGGAGCUGACACAGCUGGCUGCCCAACAUAGUGAGGAAAUUGGCAGACUUAAUGAUGAGCUCCCCAGGGAGCUGCAAGACGGCCUGGAGGCUGCACACCAGGCUGAGCUACUCCAAACACAAAGCCAGCACAACCUGGAGCUUGAAGCCUUGCGUCUGAGUUUGACAAACUUGCACAUUGCUCAGCUGGAGCUUUCUCAAAGCAACAUGCAGAAAGAUAAGGAAGGGGCCCUCAGUGAGCUGCAGACCAUGUUACGAGAGAAAUGGGCACAGGAAAGUGCCAUGCUGCAGACACGCCAACAGUUUGAGCUGGAGAGAAUCCGUGAGCAGAGCCGAGAGCAGGAGCAACGAAACCAACGAGUGCACCAGCAAGAGAUUGAUGAUCUGAAUCAGGAUUGGGAGAGGAGAGCUUUGGAACAGAAGAGCUCAAUGGAGCAGGUGCAGGCCUGUAAACUAGAGGAUCUAAAGGCAGAGUGGUUCUUGGUGGCUGAGAAGGUCAAGACAGAACUGCAGAGUCAAUUAAUUGAUGUCCAUCAUAAACUAAGUGAGACCCAGGCGGCCCUUACUGAGGCUGAAGCAGCUCUCUCAGAGACACAGGGUAGGCUAGAAGACCUGCAGCAUUCCAGAGAUCAAGACAUUAUGAAUCUGGAAAAAGAGCUCAACCAGGCCUUGACUGACAGAGAUGCUGCUGCACGUGCAGUUGAGGAGUUGGUUGCAUGUCACAAGGCGGCUCUACAGGAGCAACUGGAAUGUUCUCGAGCCCUGGAGCAGAGAGAAAAAGAUUUGAAGCAAGAGGUUGAGCGUCUGCAGUCAGAAAAGGUGGAACUGAAGACCAGUUCAGAACAGGAGAUCUCAAACCUCUGGUCUCAACUGGAGAGCAUGAGAACCAACAGACAGGAGCUCGGAGAGCUGAAAGAGCAGUUGCUUGCACGCUCGUCGCAGGUUGAUGACAUUGAGCGACUAAAACAAGAAUUCACUCAGCAGCGGCAGGAAAUCAAAGAGCAGAAUGAGAUGGAGCUGGAAAACCUUCGCACCUAUUUCGAGCAGAGACUCCGGGUCACAGAAGAGGGUCAUCGGGAAGAAAUCGCACUCCUGCAGCUGCGCCUUGUUGAGGGAGCCCUGGAGGACUCAGUGCUCAAGACUGGAGAUGCAAGCUUUCUUUCAGAAGGGAAGAGUGAUGAUGACAGGAAUGAUGCUAUGGAAGAGAUCACAAGACAACUAGAGAAAUACAAGGAGGAGCUGGAUUCUCUGCGGCUGCAGUUAGAGGAGAGACACCAGCAGGAACUGGAGCAGCUGCGGUCCAGCAUGGCUCUGACUUAUAAAGAAGAACUACUCCAGGCUCGCUCUGAGCUCACUGACCGAUACUACAAAGACAUUGACCAGCUCAACACCAAACAUGCCCAUGAAUUAGAACAGCUCCGUGCCAAACUCUCAGACAACCAUAUCAAAGAAAUAAACAAGAUACGCCUACAGUCUGCACAGGAUGUAGCGAGGCAGGUGGAGGCUGAGGUGAAGGAGAGGACUCAAGAGCACCAGACCAAGGUGAACCAGUUGGAAACCCAGCUAUCUCAGCUCUCCUUAAUGCACUCAGAGGAACUGGAGAAAGUGGUAGCGCAACACCGAGAUCAGCUCAGACAGAUGGAGGAGACACAUCAGAAAGAUGCUGCUGAAGAGUUAAGGGUGCGUCUUGAGGAGGCACAGAAGGCAGAGAUGAAUCGUGUGAGUGAGGAGUUCACUAAAGAGCAGGCCCAGCUGAGGGAGCAACUCCAAAUUCAGGCUAAACAGCGCUUCGCUUCGCAGAGAGAAGAGCUUCAGAGAUCUGCCCUUAAAGAGAAAGAGGAGUUGGAACAGAAGCUUCUAGAGGUUCAAAAACUCCUUGAUGUGGAAAGGGAGAAGCUUCAAGCACUGCAGAAGAGUCUGGAGUGUGAAGAGAGCCCUCAAGUGGCAGUGUUGAAGCAGAAAAUCCAGGCUCAAUACGACAGGGAGAUGUCCACUGCAAAGAGUGCCAUGGCAGCAGAGGUGAAAGAGCUGAAUGCACUACUUCAGGAUCAGAUGGAGAGCAAGCUACAAGAGGCCCUCUGCAGGCACCAAGAAGAGCAGAAACAACUGGAAGAUAAGUUUACCCUUCAAAGAGAUGCUGCCCUGGGUCAACAGAAAGAACAGCAUGCUGUAGAGCUGCAGGCCCAGAAAACACUCCUGGACCAGCGAGUUGCACAAUUAGAGCUUCUUGAAAAGGAGUGUCAGGAACUCAAAAUACUCCAACGGGAGGAACUGGAAUCCCUCCGGACCAAUCACAAAACAGCCUUAGAGACCCUGGAGAUGGAGCUUACAAAUAAACACAAGGUAGAGCUCGACAGAUUGGAGGCGGUCCUUCAGGAGACCAACCUGGCACAGCUUGAAGCUCAAGAGGCGGAACUUCAGGCACGACACACGCAGGAGAGGGAGGAGCUUGAGGAGAGGCUGUUGGUAAAUAUGGAUACACUGGAGAGCACGUACUUGAAAGAAAUCCAGGCAGUACGGGAUGAGAAGGAAAGAGAACUGCGUGACCUUGUAGAACACUAUACUGAAGAGAUUGAGAGGGUGAGAAAGGAGGAGCAAACCAUCGGAGAGGACCUCAGAAGUGAGCUUGCUAAGGUCCAUAUGGAUAAAUUCAGCACCAUGGCAGCAGAACUGAAUCAAGCCCAUCAGGUGGAGUUCUUUGAAGCGGUGUCCUCUCAGAGGGCUGCUCUGGAGGAUGAGCAUCGAUCUGCUUUGGAAGCUCUUCAGCAGCAAGUAGUUGCUUUAGAGAAGCAGCACGGCGGCGCCCUUGUGGAGAUCACUGAUCUUGCUGCUGCAAAGGAAAAGCAACGCGAGCAACAAUUGGAUGUGCAGGCUACUCAACAUCAGCAACAGUUAGAAGAGUUAAGAGGAGUGUCUGCCAGGGAGCUGGAAGCUCUGCGUAGGGAAUUAGAUGAAGAAGCGUCAAGGCAACGCCUCCAUUUCCUGGAAGAGGCCGAGCUUCUCAAGUGCAAGGCUGAGGAGCUGCUGCAGCAGACAGUUGCACAGUUAAAGGUGGAGAAUGACCAGGCAAAAGCUGUUGCUCUUGAGGAGCUGGAAAAGACUUUAAGACAGCUACACGAGAAAACUGAACUCGCCUACAGUGACAAGAUGAACCAACUCAAUGCGCAACUACAGCAGCUGGACACUGUAGUUACACAGCUGCGAGCGGAGGUGAGCGGGCUGCAGGUGGAGCUAGAGGGCAAGCGGGCAGAGAUGGACACACUGGAGAUGCUCCUGCAACGCAGAGACCGGGAGAACCAGGAGGGAGACAAUCUACUGGCCAUGCGCAGAGCAGACCUCAGCACGGCCACACAGCAAAGACAAGACCUGCAAACAGCACGUGACAAACUACAGAGGAUGCUCAUAGAGAUGCUUCGAAUCACUAUGGCAACAGAAGAGCACAUCAGCCACAAGUUAGGGGUUUGUGUGUCAGGUGGUCAGGCUGGAGACAAAACUUUGCCCAGCUCUAGGACAGCCAACAGUAGAUGUGAUACACGUGAAAUGGAGGGAGAUGCUGAUUGUAGUAUGUGGUCUUCGGCUGUGGACGAGGGGUUAGAAUUGUCUCAGAGGCUGUGUGAAAGUGUGUUCUCUGGGCCGGAGGGAGAGAUGGAGGUCGAAAGUGAAGAGCUCAUGCUGGGGGCCUGUACACGUCUGCGCACAGCUGUGGAUAAACUACUAGAGCUGCUCUCAGAGUCCUCACAACAGUUGGAGCAGAUGUGUGGUCUUCAGGCCGUGCUAAAUGAGCAGUUCAGAGAUGGAGGUGAGGCUGGAGCGUCUCAGCUGUUUCAGAACUCUCAGCUCCUGGAGCAGCUGGAUCAUGAGGCUAAUCUGAAGAGCCAGCUACAACUGGAGCUGCACAAGGCCGAAGGUCUGAUGGAAGGCUACGUAGCUGAGAAAGUAGCUUUGGGGGAGGCACUUCAGCAGAAGGAAACGCAACAGCAGCGUCUGGCAGAGAAGCUGGAGAGCGCACGCAUCCAACUGCAGCAGCUCAGUGAAAAUCAUACCCUCCUUCUGCGCCAGAGAGAAGCUCUCACAGCCGGCCUCGGUGACACUGAGAAGGCUCUGCUAGCGGAGACUGAGCGUCUGGGGCAGGAGUGUGUGGAGGUGCAGCGGCAGGCGGAGAAGAGCUGCGGUGGUUUGGCGUCCCGUCUGCAGAUGCUGGAGCAGGCCUUGGAGGAGCAGGAGAGCCAUGCGCAUCAGCUGGAGGAAAAGCACCGCAUGCAGACUGAAGACCUGCAGCAACAUAUUGAUGCUUUGGAGAGACAGCUCAAACAUAACCGCCAGUUCAUAGAUGAACAAGCAGUGGAGCGGGAGCAUGAGAGAGAUGAAUUUCAGCAGGAAAUAAAGAAUCUAGAAGAUCAACUGAGACAGCCAUCUAAAGUAUACACAGGAGGGGACAGCAAGGGUCAGAGGGUGGAAAGUCUUCAGGCUCUGAUCAAAGAUAAGAUGGAAGACUAUAGUGUACUGUUGUUAGCAAAAGAGCAGUGUCAGCGUGAUGUGGAAGAGCGUAAUGAAGAGAUUGAAAAAUUGGCCGCUCGUAUCCGUGAGUUGGAGCAGGCAUUGCUGAGCUGUGCAGAGGCCAGCCGAACGGUCACACAGCUGGAGCAAGAACUUCAGAAAGCACGCAAGAACCUUCAGGAGCUCACACAGGAUAAAGAAGCUUUACAGCAGCAGCAGUAUGCUAAUAAGCUUCAGAUCUCUGCCCUACAGUCCAAACUUGAUGAGACCAGACACCGUUUCCCUGAUAUGACCCCUGACCCCAACCUCCGGGAGCAGCUUGAAGCCGUACAGCAGGAUCUAAUGACCAAAGAACAAGAGGUGGAGUUGCUGUCAGAACGUAUAAGUGAGCUUGAGAAGGAUUUGGUAGUGAGGGAGGAAGAGGUCAGACAACUAGCACUACAGCUGGAGCUCAAAAACACAGAGAGCAGAGCUACAGAAGAGCAGCUCCACACACACAUAACUCACCUGCAGGAGACUGUGGACACUUUAACAAGGCGACUAGAAAAGAGCUGUGACGAAUCCAUCCUUCCGCUGCCUUCUGCCCUUCUGGAGGAGAAGAAUCUGGAGAUCGACCACUUAAACCAGCAAAUCCUCCAGCUGCAGCAAGAGCUUGACAUGACCAGUGAUAAUAAAACUCUGGAGGAAAAGCAAGCUGAGAUUGAAGAGCUGCGCUCUCUGGUUGAACGUCUUCGUUGUGACCAGCAACGUUUACGGCAGGCAAAGGAAGAAGAGACUGAGCAACUCCACGAGGUUAUUAACAAGCUUCAAGAGGAGUUGAGCCAGCUUGACCCCAACCAUCAUGAGGUCAGUGACCCCAACACUGACAGCCCUGAGUCAUCUGACUUCCCCUGGUCCCCUCAUCCUUGCCAGCAGAGGGCGCCUGAGGAAAGCCUGUGCCAGGAGCUCCGCAGCCACACGCUGCAGUCGUCUCGUGCUCGCUUGCAGGAGUUACAGCUUGAGCUGGAGCGAGCAGCCGAAGAGAAGGACUCUCUUCAGAGACUGUUGCUCUCCCAAGAAGAACAGUAUGGAAGCCAGGUGGAGGCACUCGGCCAGAGUCUCAGAGAGGAAAGGGGGACGGUGGCUGUGUUGGAACAGGAAGCAAAUGAGCUGAAACUCCAGCUGGAGGAAAAGCGGACAGAAGCUAAGAGAUUGGCGGAUCGUGUGGAAGUGUUGGAAGAUACAGAGCGAGCUCAUCAGUCCAGGCUUCGAGAGUCUGAGCUCCAGCUGAGAAUAGUGGAAGAGAGAAGAGACGAGGUCCAGCAAGAGCUUGACAGGCUGCAGGAGGAGGUGAAGAACCAGUGUGUUGAGAAGAAGCUUCUGGAGAACCAAAUCUCAGAAUUGCAAAACAAAGAAGAGGAUUAUCAGAAUGAACUUGACUCUUUACAGUUCAAACUGGAUGAGCUUGAGCAAAAUGUCCAAGAAGGCAAAGCCACCAUCAUUGCAUUGGAGACGAGCAAAAGAGAACUGUCUAUUGAGAGAGAGGCUCUGAGAAAACGGGAGGGAUGCCUCCAGGAGGAAAUGGAGUGUUUGAAACAGGAAGUGACAUCAAAGACUAACUACAUCAAAGAACUACUUGACCAACACAAGGAUACUGUGGCCAAACAAGGGGAAGCUCAAAAAGAAGUACUGACGUAUGCUGAAGAGACCUUGGCUAAAGCGGAGACUGCUUUACGUGAGCGAGAACAGCAGCUGAUCCACCUGAGGGCGGAGCAUGAUGCUCUAAGGGCGGAGUUAGCAGCUGUGAAGGAAGGGCUUAGUACCAGCACAGAGAGAGCUGAAAAGCUACAGGAAGAGGGACGGACGAAAGAUCGUGCAUUGGCUGAUCUCGAGGUCCAUAACCAGCACCUGAAAGCAGAGCUGUGGAGUCUGCAGGAUGACCUGGCUGUGCAGGAAGAAGAGCUGGCCUAUCAGCAGCGGGAGCUAGAGCAGCUCAGACAGCGCUGCAACCUGCAGGACCACCAUCCCAAACACGGCCACCGCUUUCUUGAAGGCCUUUCCCGUGACCCAUCCCUCUCUGCUUCCCUGUCUUCACCAGAAGUCCUGCGUAGGUUGGAGUGCAGUGAAGAGCACCCCUCUCGUCUGCAGGUGUCUCACCUCUCAGAGCUCAGUGCACUACACAAUGCCAGCCUAGAGCUCCACAGCAAGCCUUCGCCUAUGGAUCAGGACAAAGAGAGACCACACCCCAGACAAACUUUUAUCCCACCUUCAGAAGAAGUCCCACCUAGCACACACACUGCAUCCGCAUCCCCUUGCUCUCUUACUGUGUCUGAACACCUUUCUGUGCUUGACUCCCUGGAUACAGAUAAGGUUCAUGAAUUGGACAAUUCAGAUGUGACACCAUCUCUGUCUCCACUUGGUUCCAACUCUCCUGUGUCUGUGCCAGAGUGGGUCAGCGAUGGAUAUGGCAGCAAUGUGAGCUCAGAGUUGGAGGCCAUGCUGAGGCUUGAGUUGGAGAAUUCAGAGCAUUUAGAUGCUCAUUUUGUAGAGUAUCUGCGCUGCAGAGGAAUGUCACCAGCUGAAAACACCGAUAGUGCUGCAGGCAGUAUGCACGAGAGCCACGAGGCCCUCACACCUGAGUUACAGGCUAUGUUGAAGCACGUCUACCAAGAAAGCUGUAGAAUCCUGUCUUUGUCCUAUCGCCCUGCCCCAACUGGACAGUCCCGCCCAGAUUCUGAGCCUGCCCCACCCCCCUCCUGGCAGAGGGAGAGACGGGCCUUACAGGAGACCAUCUUAUCACUCAGAGAGCUGCUCUGCAGGAUGGCUGAGAGGGAACCCAGGACUGACAGUGGGGAUGUGGACUGGAGGCGUGAGCUAUUGCAGGCUGUCCGCAGUGUGUUUGACAGUGAAAGGGAAUGGCUUCACUCUCAGCUUCAAGCUUUCAUGGCAACUGCCACUCAGAUGGACCACACCUCUUUGCUGGAUCAGUUAAAGAAACUGUUUCAGAAGCAGGAGGAGCAGCAGUGGAGAUCUCUAGAGCAGCUGUUCAAUGCAGACCGUCACAAUCUAUUGGCUGAGGUGCGCAGCCUGCAUGCGCAGCUGCAUACAAGCACCCAGCAGAGCCAGGAACAGCUGCAGGAUUCCCUACACACUGCAAAAGAACAGGGCAUGGAAACGCAACAUCAGCUGCAUAAAGAUGUUGAAGAGCUGGAGUUGCGGCUGCAACAGGAACAGACAGUGUCCCAUGAUCUUCGCUCCUCUCUGGAAGCUGAGAAAAGUAGAGGAUUGGAGUGGCAGAGGCAGUUGGAGGCGGAGCUAAAUGCUGUGUCUGUGCUGAAGGCAGAGCUAGAGGAGACCAGGCUAGAGCUUCAGACUACAUCCAAAAAUCUAGAUGAAUUGAAGAGCCAAAUCCACAAGCUCAGGCAAAAGCUGGAAAAUGUUGAGGGUGAACAUCGGGCCUGUCUACAGGAAUUGGAGAAAGAGCAAGCUAGAGUACAGGAACUCCAGGAGGACCUUCAGCAGCAGCAACUCAUCAACCAACAGACCGUUGAUCAAAUCCACCAAACACAGGAGGCUUUAAAUGUGCAAGCAUCAAAUGUCAGUCAGCUUAACUCCGCACUGGACCAGGAGCGUGUCACAUCCAGUAACCUGCGCUCUGAGCUCCAGAUCGAGCAGUCUCGUUGUGAGGCCCUGCUGGCCCAGGAACACGAACGCACUAAACUUGCACUUUCCCGCCUUGAGGAUGAACGCUCUCGAUCAACAGAGCUCGCAGAUUCACUCUCUCGCCAAGCCCAGCAGCAUACACGCUGUUUAGAGGAAGAAGCUCGUAGACAGGAAGCAGCCAGCGCCCACGACAGAAAGUUUAUACAGGACCUACGGGCACAACUGGAACAGGAGAGGCGUCAGGGAGAGGACCUGGCAGCCAUGUUGGAACGUCUGCAAGGGCAGGUGCUGGAAGGGAAGCGCAGGCAAGCGGAGCAGGCAGAGCAGGAGGCAUACAAGUUGCAGGAGGAAGUGAGGAGGCUCCGUGCUGCCCUGGAAGGCCUGCAGACUCAGAAAACAGAAGUCGGACGCACUCUAGAGGCGGAGCGACAAAAAGCUGCUCAGUUACAAACAGAGUUGGAUGUGAUGAAAGAAAAAAUGAGAGUGGUGAAAGAGAAGGAGAGAGUGAGGGAGGAGCAGAUGGAGAGGCAGAGGAGACUGGAGAAACAGGAGCAGGUGGAAAAGGAGCGACGACAGGAAUGCACCAAUGAGAAACUGUUGGAGUUGGAAGUGUUGCGUGAGAAGGAUCAGCAGCGGUUGAGGCAGCUGCAGCAGACAUUGGCUGAUCUGGAGCACAAAGAGAAACAGCUCACAUCAGAACGCCUGCAGAGAGAGACCCACUCCAGUGGCCUGACUUUCAGCCAGAAUGCACUCACAAACAUCUCUCAGGAUUCUACCUCAUCCACUAACUCUCUAAUGGAACGUUUGCUGAAGGAGAACGCAGAGUUCUCUGAGUGUCUCGCUGCUCUGAGUGAGGAGAAGAUCUCUCUUAAACACACUAUAUCCUGUUUGGAGAGAGACCUGCAAAGCCUGAAACAGCAGGAGCAGGUGAAAUCUCCUGCCAUUACGGAGCAGUGCAUUUUAUCGGAGAAGCUGGCCUGGCAGAAGGAAAAAGCAACUCUUCAGGAUGCGCUGCGUAAAGCAGAGGCUGAGCUCUCAAAAGUCACCGCUAGCAAUGAAAACAGACCCACCAAUAACAGGGUACAGCGGCUCUAUGAGAGAUACCUGCGAGCAGAGAGUUACAGGAAGUCGCUGGUGUAUCAGAAGCGUUAUCUGCUGUUGCUGCUGGGAGGGUUUCAAGACUGCGAACAGGCUACUCUUGCGCUUAUCGCUCGUAUGGGUGCGCAGCCGUCGUUGAGCCAAUCACAGGCCUCCAGACCCCUAAACCGCUUCAGAACAACUGUCAGAGUUGUCAUCGCUAUCUCAAGACUGAAGUUCCUCACAAGGAAAUGGCAGAGAGCUACAAGGAAAAUCUCAGUAGGCAGUGCUACAGUUAACGGGCAUGGAACAGGACCAAGCACAGGUAAGUGUGUUCCUACCUUGAGGACUGAAGUGCUGAGGCCACAGCAGACUGGAGUUGCGUUCAACUCUCCACCCACCCGUGAUCAUGCCUUUGCACAAAGGGGUGUGGUCUCUUCUCUGGUGCCGCCAAUAAAAUCACCUUUCAGACUGAAUCACAGAACACACACAACUCCAGUGCUGGGACCUGCUGAACGCUCCUUCAGCUCUUCCCAAGAUCAAGAACAUUCCCUUACAGAGUAUAUCCAACAUUUGGAGACUGUCCAGCAGCGACUUGGAGCCGGUCGUCCAGUCCCCAGAGCGAACAGGAGGCAUAGCUUCCCCAAUACGAUGAGCUAUCAGCAGCAGUGGUUUCUAGAUAAUAGAACCUGGCUGUAUUUGAGUUGUUUGGCCCCGGGGUCCGUGUUGCCUUUAGGUUCGCCAUCAGUGCUCCCAUAUGCCAGAAAAUCUGACCGAUGAAUGAAGAAAGCUGAUCACUAGUGCCAGUCUGUGUUCAAAAUCUUUGUUUUUUUUUUUUUUUACAUUCAUAAAUUAUUUUUAAU
This is a messenger RNA of Carassius carassius (crucian carp), 13160 nucleotides long. RefSeq names its product pericentrin (gene pcnt). The transcript has 54 exons. Bases 178 to 13077 code for a protein of 4299 amino acids. Gene Ontology annotation, biological process: signal transduction. Gene Ontology annotation, molecular function: molecular adaptor activity. Lineage: Eukaryota; Metazoa; Chordata; Actinopteri; Cypriniformes; Cyprinidae. The record is from RefSeq and is a predicted model, not a curated record.